AUGAGCAGCCCCGAGCGGUUCAUGGCGACAGCGCUCAAGUACGGGUGGAUGACCCCUCUAGGAGGGAUGAGCAAGGCGGCAAGUGUCAAGGAGAAUGCUGACGUGCUGGUGGUCUCCACACCAGCCCGGCCCGAGCGCUAUACGCUCACGCCAAGGGUGACACGGUAUGCGCUUGCCGACUUUGAUCUCAACAAGCUCGAGGCUUUGCCCAAGACGGAGCGGAGGCUCUCAUUUGACGAUGGUGCCGAGGGCGGGAGAGUAGGCGGCGACCGGUGUGACGGUGAGUGUAUGGCCGGCGUGUCUGAUGGCGGGCUUGACGCCAGUGAUGCGCUCGAUGGCGGGCUUGACGUGAGCGUCACGCUUGAUGGCGGGCUUGACGCCAGUGAUGCGCUCGAUGGCGGGCUUGACGUGAGCGUCACGCUUGAUGGCGGGUUUGAUGGCGGGUUUGAUGGCGGAGUUGAUGACGCACUCGACGUCAGUGCAGACACCAGUGUCACACCUGAUGGCCCAGUCGACGCCAGCGUCACGCCUUGUAACGCACUCGACGUUAGCUCUGACGCCAGUAUCGACGCCAGUAUCGACGCCAGUAUCGACGCCAGUAUCGACGCCAGUAUCGACGCCAGUAUCGACGCCAGCAUCACGUCCGACAGCACACUCGCCGAAUCGGCCGAGGCCAACAUUCCAACCGUCGUUCGGCCCGAUUCGCCACCCUCUCCACCCGCGGUCGAUGCAUACGCCUUUGAUAACGACGACAGCAUCGACCUAGUCCCCACCCGCCGACCCUGCCGCCCCAAGCGCCGCAUCAUCGACUCGGACUCGGACUCGGACUCGGACUCGGACUCGGACUCGAACUCGGACUCAGAGCCUGCGGCAGACUUUGUGCCGGCACUCGACCGCGGCGGCUACUCGUACCAGUCGUCGCCAUCGGCCUCGCCGGCGCCGCGGUUGCCGUCACUCUCGCCAUCGCCGGUCAAGUGCGCGCCGGUCAAGCGCGCGCCGGCCAAGCCGAUGUCAAUGGCGGCGUUCAAGCGGCAGCGCGAAGAGCUUUCUCGUACUUUUUACGCCGAGUUCAACGCCAAGGCGUUUGACUCGCUGCUGCCAGCAGACAUGGAGCUGAUCUGGGCGCCGCGGCUGACCAAGACCGCCGGGCGGACGAUCAUGCGGCGGCGCGGGACCGAGUACUCGGCUCACAUCGAGCUCUCGUGCAAGGUUCUUGAUCGCGUCGAGCGGCUGCGCAACACGCUCUGCCACGAGAUGUGCCACGCUGCAGCCUGGCUCGUCAACCACGUGUCCAAGCCGCCGCACGGCAAGGUGUUCAAGGCUUGGGCCCGCGCCGCCGAGGCCGCCUUUCACGACCUGCACAUCACGACUUGCCACUCGUACGCCAUCACGUACAAGUUCAAGUACGAGUGCACCGGCUGCGGCUUUAUCUACGGCCGCCACUCCAAGUCGAUCAACGUCGCCAGCCAGCGCUGUGGCAAGUGUUCGGGCGUUCUCGCCCUGCAAAAGUCCGCCCGCGCCGCCAACCCGUUUGCUGACUUUGUCAAGGCCAACUACGCACAGGUCAAGCAAUCCAAUCCUGACGCUUCACACGGCGAGCUCAUGUCGCUCCUCUCGGCAAAGUACAAGGCCGCCAAGGAGGCGUCCCGCUCCUAGCCGCAUCGCUUGAGCUCAUAAACUUCCCGUCUAUCACAAC
Thecamonas trahens ATCC 50062 is the source of this 1696-nucleotide messenger RNA. RefSeq names its product HMG box-containing protein. The record is from RefSeq and is a predicted model, not a curated record. The transcript is spliced from 4 exons. Lineage: Eukaryota; Apusomonadida; Apusomonadidae. Bases 1 to 1656 code for a protein of 551 amino acids. Gene Ontology annotation, cellular component: nucleus.